Molecule: messenger RNA, 1625 nt
Organism: Sinocyclocheilus rhinocerous
Lineage: Eukaryota; Metazoa; Chordata; Actinopteri; Cypriniformes; Cyprinidae
Product: galaxin-2-like
Exons: 9
Coding region: 164-1348 (394 amino acids)
Source: RefSeq, a predicted model, not a curated record
CAGUUUUGCCACAUCCUCUGCAAAGGGUAAUAUAACUCUGGGAUUAAGCCAGCUGGUGGCUGACUGCUGUGGUUCUGUAGCUUACAAUCCACUUAAUGAGAUUUGCUGUGAUGGCAGGAUUCUGACUCGAAGCAGCACUCACGUGAAAUGCUGUGGCGAAGACAUGUACUUGACAACCACUCAUUUGUGUUGUGGUAAAAACAACAUAUUUCAACGGAAGGAAAAUCAUUCUUGUUGUGGCAAGGAAACAUAUGACAUGACAACCCACUGCUGCUGUGCUAACCCUACACUAGAAGUAAAGCCUAAACAUGAAACUUGCUGUUCAAAAGCAACAGAUUCUCGUAAAAAAACUGAAAGCCAGCAAGGUUCUCCUCCCACCCGCACUCUCCCCAUAUUAUCAGACUUGAAUUGUGGAUCAGAAACCUACAAUCCCCAUGAACAAAUGUGUUGCUCAGGGAAUCUGUAUAAGAAGGCAUCAGCACUUACUAAGUGCUGUGGCGAAGAUGCUUACACUCUGUCAGAUGACAAUGUGCUGUGCUGUAAUGGAAUCCUUUAUCGCAAUGUGUCUGAGCAGUCAGAGUGUGUUGGAGGUGUUAUAUAUACUCCAGCAAACACUACUUGCCAAAUGUCGACCCGUCCUCGUCUUGGCGAGCACUGCUGUGGAGGACAUACCAUCAAUCCUCGCACACAUAUUUGCUGUAAUGGACACAGCCACAACAAGAUGAAUGGCAAUUUCUGUUGUGGUUCAGAAGUCUAUGACCACCACAACCAGUUCUUGACAUGCUGCUCAGGUCAUCUCUACAACCUAACCCAUUUACGUGGAAAUGCAGAGUGCUGUGGAAGCCUAUUGCUGCAAUAUAGUAAUCACAUUUGCUGUUCCUCCUCAACCAAUUCCAUAAUGUAUGACACCAAACCAAACCACCGUUGCUGUGGGCAUUACUACUACAACACAUCCCUGUGGAGCUGCUGUGCUGAACGUCUCAAACCAACACCAAAGCCUAACAGCUCUCCUGCAGAAUACAGACUUAAACCCCUAACAGACCUUAUCCCUGAAAUGUGCAAUAAAACAGUGUUCUUUGGCAAAGUGGAGAGUGUGGCACUUGAAAAUUAUCUGCGUCAUGUGGUGUUGAAAGUUGUGUGGCAAGUCAAUAUGAAAUCUGAAAAUUUCAUCAAAGACCCUUGGCUUCAUGUGUCCCUGGAUCACUGCAGCACUCCUGCCACAGAUAACGGCAUGACCUACCUUUGGGAGGAAAACCACAAUGGGAAGCACAAGCUUCUCUCUCACCCUGUUGACCUAACAUCUGACAUUUACAUGUUAUAUUCUGUAUGUUACCAAAAGAAGGGAUAGAAAUAUGGAUUGAGGUCUAUUUCCCAUCAUUUCAAAGCAUGCAGGUUGUCAUAAGAUUCCUGAUCAUUUUUAUCCAUCAUUAAUGAUAAAUGACAAUAGAGGAAAGUCUCUGUUACUAUACACAGCAUUACGGCAUCACAUGUGUAUCUGUGCUUUUUACCUCAGUGGAUAUUUUUAUUUCAUCUCAAUAAUGGAUUGAUCCUGUUUGGAGUGAUGCAUUACUCUUAUUUAUUCAGUGAGGUAAUUUUAAGCUUUGUUAAUGUGAAAAAUGGAAAUA